AUGUCGACAACGAAUGUACCCCACCCACAAACCUACACUCUAGCAGUCCUUGAGCUCCAGUCGCCACCCACACCACCCAGCACUGGCACCGGAACCGAUACAAGCCCAGUCGUCAUAGUCACGACGACCCACAAAGACGCCAACACCAUCCUUCUCGACUACCCCCCAGGAGCCUACACCGCCAUGCGAACCUUCUCCUGCCUCGGGAUCAUGGACUUCUCGGGCCACGUCACUCGUAUUGCCAACUCGCUCUCUCAAAUCCAUUUCCCGGAAUCUGAUAGGAUUACGGCGGGGGAGGAUGUGGACGUAGAGAGUGAGGAGUUGGAUGUUAAGGAGGGAUUGGCGUCGUUUCGGGAUCCGGGGAGCCUUAAGGUUGUGGUGGCGGAUGUUGUCAGGAAGGCUUUGAGGGCUUACUUUGCGGUGAAGGAGAAUGGGGAGGCGGGUUCGGAGGCAAAGGUUACUGUCCUUUGUACCUGGAACGUCAAGGGACAUGUACCGGCAUUGUUGGCUCAUGCUGAGCCAUUAAAGGUCCCAAAGGAACGACGCUGCAAGGUCAAAGUCCACGGAUCACCUCGCCAUCACGCCACCGCCAAAGAUUCUCAAUGGGUGCGCGAUAGAGCAGCCCUGGAGGCAACUUUAUCCAAGGACACGAACGAGGGCCUCCUUCUCGAUGAAGCAUCCCAAAACCUCUACGAAGGUCUAUCCUCAAACUUUUACGCGUUCGACCGCAAAUCACAGUCGGUCGUGACAGCACCUCUGGACAGCGUCCUUCAAGGGACAAUCCUCAAGGUUGUCCUGGCUGUGUGCGAAAAACAAAAGAUCCCUGUCCAGUUCAAGUUCCCUAACCUUAGGGAUAUCGACCAUUGGGAGGGCGCUUUCAUCACCAGUACCUCGAGGCUGGUGCUGCCCAUUGAGACCAUUAUAUUGCCAGAUGGGUCCGAGAAAAAGUUUGGCGAGAGUCCAGCCAUAGAACUGAUCCGCUUUCACGUCCUCCAGGAGUGCCAAAGACGUGUAGAAGCUCUCUUGACGGCGCAAGACUUGGAAUAA
Molecule: messenger RNA, 1047 nt
Organism: Linnemannia hyalina
Lineage: Eukaryota; Fungi; Mortierellomycota; Mortierellomycetes; Mortierellales; Mortierellaceae
Source: the annotation of a GenBank genome assembly